Pyricularia grisea is the source of this 594-nucleotide messenger RNA. RefSeq lists its product as uncharacterized. Bases 1 to 594 code for a protein of 197 amino acids. The transcript has 3 exons. The record is from RefSeq and is a predicted model, not a curated record. NCBI's taxonomy places the organism in Eukaryota, Fungi, Ascomycota, Sordariomycetes, Magnaporthales, Pyriculariaceae.
AUGCGACACCGGCUGCAGGAGGCGUGGUACAAGAAGAAAGAGCAGGAGCUGAAGAAGCAGUGGGACGAGGAGGAUCGGCUGUUGAAGGAGAAUAGGGAGAAGGAAGACCAGCUGCGAAUGGAGCGGAGGGGAAAUCGCGAGCUUGUGAAGUGGAUUCAGCAGGAGCGCCAAGCAUUAUUCGAUUCUCUUCGAAAGACCGCGAUCGGAUCAGCUACCGAACAACAGAGCAUGGGUCUGCCGCAACAAAGCAAUCAGACGAUGGAUGGGAAGAAGCCGGAGCAGCAACAUCAACAGGCUGACUUGUUUCCCCUCUUGCGACGUUGUCGCGUCUUGGAAAAAGCAGGCCCCGAAGCGUGGAUCACGGUCGAUGUGAAGGUGACCAGCAAGUCCAUCCCAUCGGACGAGGUUGUGUCCAAGUUUCUCCAUGACUUUGACUCGGGCUUCAGGGGGAGAUUCAGGAAGACGUACACGCGAGCACCCCGGGCCCAGUCCCACCGACAAGCCGAUGCCGCCGACGCCGCAGGACCAGUGGGAGUGGGACCUGGAGACGGAGACACGGCAAACGCUCCUGCAGAUGGCUGCACCCCGCAGUAA